AAGCCUAGAUACAAACAGAAAUGGAAACGUAAUAAUCAGUUUGAUUAACACAAAGCAAAUCCUUUUUUUCAUUUUCAAUAAUUUCUUCAACGAGGGGAAAUCUUUCCCAUUCGAUUUCUCGUUUGCUAUGCUUAGAGAGGGAAAGAGAAGUUUUGAAGAAGGAAGGGCCUCUCUUUCUCUGUUAUCCUCGAUUUUGUGAAAUCAAUGGAUGCAAAACCAAAGAGAAGAACUGUUGUAGAAAAUGGGGAUGGGGGAGAGGUUUUAGUCCUUGCAACUUUAAUUGGCAAUGGAGAUGAUGUGGGUCCCAUUGUCAGGCAUGCGUUUGAAAUGGGAAGGCCUGAAGCACUCCUUCACCAGCUCAAGAUUGUUGUCAGGAAGAAGGAAGCUGAAAUUGAAGACCUCUGCAAGAGCCAUUAUGAGGAAUUCAUUCUUGCAGUUGAUGAGCUUCGUGGUGUCUUGGUUGAUGCUGAAGAGCUUAAAAGUGAGCUUGCAAGUGACAACUUUAGGUUGCAGGAGGUAGGGAGUGGACUUUUGAUCAAACUUGAGGAACUUCUUGAAUCUUAUUCAAUCAAGAAAAAUGUGACUAAAGCUAUUAAAAUGUCAAAGAUUUGUCUUCAAGCUUUGGAACUUUGUGCUAAGUGUAACAAUCACAUGUCUGAGGGCCAGUUUUACCCUGCAUUGAAAACAGUGGAUCUGAUUGAGAAGAGUUACUUGCUGAAUAUCCCUGUGAAGACACUUAGAAUGACAAUAGAAAAGACAAUUCCUGUGAUAAAAUCACAUAUUGAGAAAAAAGUGACUAGUCAAUUUAAUGAAUGGCUAGUUCAUGUGAGAAGUUCUGCAAAGAAUAUUGGGAAAACAGCAAUAGGUCAUGCUGCAUCAGCUCGUCAGAGGGAUGAGGAGAUGCUUGAACAUCAGAGGAAAUCUGAGGAACAGAAUGUUUCGGGCUUAGGAGAUUUUGUAUACACUUUAGAUGUUGAGGAACUGGAUGAAGAUUCUGUUUUGAAGUUCGAUCUUACUCCUUUUUUUCGGGCAUAUCACAUCCACUCUAGCCUUGGAAUCCAUGAGCAGUUUCGUGAAUAUUACUAUAGGAAUCGGCUACUGCAGCUGAAUUCAGAUCUGCAAAUCUCUUCUUCUCAACCAUUUCUUGAAUCGUAUCAAUCAUUUUUCGCGCAAAUUGCAGGUUACUUUAUAUUGGAGGACCGGCUGUUGAGGACUGGUGGUGGUGUUCUGUUAGCAGAUCAGGUUGAGACCAUGUGGGAUACUGCUGUAACUAAAAUAACUUCUGUUUUGGAGGAACAGUUUUCUCGUAUGGAUUCUGCUACUCAUCUUCUUCUGGUGAAGGAUUAUGUAACUCUUCUUGGUGCAACUCUUAGACAAUAUGGGUAUGAAGUAGGCCAAAUUCUUGAUGCACUGGACAACAGCCGGGACAAGUACCAUGAACUUCUUCUGGGAGAGUGUCGGGAGCAAAUUGUUAACAUUCUUGGCAAUGACACCUAUGAGCAGAUGGUAAUGAAAAAGGAUACUGAUUAUGAGAAUAAUGUCUUGUCCUUCCAUCUCCAGACCUCAGAUAUAAUGCCAGCUUUUCCAUAUAUUGCUCCAUUCUCCUCUAUGGUACCAGAUACUUGUCGUAUUGUUAGAUCAUUCAUCAAAGGAUCUGUUGAUUACUUGUCUUAUGGGGUGCAUACUAAUUUUUAUGAUGUUGUGAAAAAGUAUUUGGAUAAGCUUUUGAUUGAUGUGUUAAAUGAAGUUAUACUGAGUACUAUUCAUAGUGGUGCAGUUGGUGUCUCCCAAGCCAUGCAGAUUGCUGCAAAUAUAUCUGUUCUUGAAAGAGCUUGUGAUUUUUAUCUUCAACAUGCAGCCCAACUAUGUGGUAUCCCAGCCCGAUCAGUUGAAAGACCUCAUGCCAGUUUGACUGCCAAGGUGGUUCUGAGAACUUCUAAGGAUGCGGCAUAUCUGGCUCUGCUGAAUUUGGUGAACACUAAAUUGGAUGAGUUUAUGGCACUUACUGAAAAUAUCAAUUGGACUUCAGAGGAGCCAUUGCAAAAUGGGAAUGAGUAUAUAAAUGAGGUGGUAAUAUACCUUGACACUAUUCUUUCAACAGCACAGCAAAUUCUACCUGUGGAUGCUCUAUACAAGGUUGGAAGUGGAGCUUUUGAGCAUAUUUCCAAUUCCAUUGUUGCUGCAUUUCUCAGUGAUAGCGUUAAGAGGUUCAAUGCUAAUGCAGUUCUGGCCCUUAAUGAUGACCUAAAGAUAUUAGAGAAUUUCGCUGAUGAGAGAUUUCGCAACACUGGCCUGAGUGAGAUAUAUAAAGAUGGUAGUUUUAGAGGUUUCUUGAUAGAAGCAAGACAAUUGAUUAAUCUUUUGUCUAGCAGCCAACCAGAGAACUUCAUGAAUCCGGUGAUAAGACAGAAAAACUACAAUGCUCUGGAUUAUAAGAAAGUAGCCAGCGUCUGUGAGAAAUUCAAGGAUUCUCCUGAUGGAAUCUUUGGUAGCCUUUCAAGCAGAAAUACAAAGCAAAGUGCACGAAAGAAAUCAAUGGAUGUACUGAAGAAAAGAUUGAAGGACUUCAACUGAGGAAGUUCAUAAUAUGUCAGCCAGCAUUAGUAGAUCUGUGUUAUUCCAAUCCACCCCUUCCCUAUCACCCCAUUUUGAGUUACACAUUUCCAUUUUCCUUUGUUGACAAUUAGAAGGUAAUGGACUUCUCAAUUUUCUGUUGAUUAAAUUCUUAUAAUGAAGCUUUAAUAUUUCCCUUCAACUCUGA
Molecule: messenger RNA, 2761 nt
Organism: Hevea brasiliensis (rubber tree)
Lineage: Eukaryota; Viridiplantae; Streptophyta; Magnoliopsida; Malpighiales; Euphorbiaceae
Product: exocyst complex component SEC15A
Exons: 2
Coding region: 205-2574 (789 amino acids)
Biological process (GO): exocytosis; Golgi to plasma membrane transport; intracellular protein transport
Cellular component (GO): exocyst; membrane
Source: RefSeq, a predicted model, not a curated record